Aphidius gifuensis is the source of this 809-nucleotide messenger RNA. RefSeq lists its product as uncharacterized. The transcript has a single exon. The record is from RefSeq and is a predicted model, not a curated record. Lineage: Eukaryota; Metazoa; Arthropoda; Insecta; Hymenoptera; Braconidae. The coding region runs from base 168 to 773 and encodes 201 amino acids.
UCGUUAACAACUGAAUUGGAUAAUCAUUUAAUAAAAUUUCUUCGAAUCAGUGAUAAUUAUUUUGGUCUGUUAAUCCUAUUCAACCAAAAGCUCGAAAAAAAAGAAUUUCUGAAUAUAAUAAAAUUAAAUACCAAUAUCUGUUUAAGAAAUUCUUUUCAUCAUAGAUAAUGGAUUUUUUCGAUGUUACUAACAGACACCAGCUUUAUUCACUUGAACUAACACUCAGCUACCUGCAGCUACAACACGAAAAUUUCAAUCACUACAACAAAGACUUGAUGAACAUAAAAAUAAAGUUUCUAACAUUACCAAUAUUUGAAAUAACCGCAAGUAAAUUGAAAUUAGAAAAAAGCCGAAACAGUUCUCUAACAAAUAGUUCUUUGAUUUUAUCAUCGAGUAUAUCUUGUCUAUUCAGUGAAAGAUCAGACUUUCUUGUACAAAAAAUGCAGACAACGACAGUAUGUAUUGGUAUAUUUUUAAAUGAUGAUAAAUAUCCAAUUGCACAAAAGAUUCUAUUACUGUCUGGUUGUCCUUGCUAUCAAAAUUUGAUAAAAAUAAACAAUCAACCAAAUUCACCAGAACCAUAUCUAUUUAUUCGCAACUAUAGCAUUAAUGAUCUUGGAAAAAAUAGAGUUGGUUUCAUUCACCUCGAAUUGAAAAUCACUUGCCUUGGUCAAUACGAAAUAACCGGUUAUCAGAUCGAAAAAUACUGUCUUGUCAUUGAAAGUGAUUGUGAUGAGGGACAAUAUAUUGUGAAACCAAGAGAGGAUGAGUAAAGAUUAAUACUAAAUAGCAGACUUACUGUUAACUUU